AUGCAAUUAUAGGAAGAAUACCAGAAUUUUCAAUUCCGUUGAAAUCAUUUAUUGCGUUGAAUAUUUCUGAACAAUCUAUUUAAUGACACUGCGAUCUGUAGAAUAAAUGAGACGGUUACAAUCUUUGGAAUAAAGCUUUCGUGCAUGUGUUUAACAUGUAUAUACUAUGUCUAAGAAUGAAACAAAUGGCAUUAACAAUAAACCACGUCCAACACCCACUGCACUUGGCAUCAACGUGGAAAAGCCAAAGUUUCCACAAUACGCAGUAUCAUCUAAACGUUUAGAGUCGUUUGAGACAUGGGAAGAAUAUAUUCCAGUUAAGAAGACAGAUCUAGUGGAGGCAGGAUUGGUAUACACAGGCGUUGGUGACAGUGUAAGAUGUUAUUUUUGCGGUGGUGGGUUGAAAAAUUGGGAGCAGGGAGAUAUACCUAUGGAGGAGCAUGCUAAAUGGUAUCCCAACUGUCCUCACAUUCUGUUGGUGAAAGGCAAAGAUUACAUAGAUAAACUUAGACGAGGUGAGAAAACGGAUGAAGACGGACAAGUUAAUAAGACUAAUACAUCAUCUUUAACAUCAACAAAUUAUUUGGAUAGUGAUGCUGCUCAGAGCUGUCUACAAAUGGGGUUUACAGAAAGUAUGGUCGAAAAAUCUAUCGCGAUAUACAUGAAAACUAAUGGAAAAGAUGACUUCAAAGGCAAAGAUUUGUGUGAAAUACUUUUUGCACUCGAAGACGAUCCGAAUUUGUCUGUAGCAGCUGAAUAUCAAAAAGAAGACAACAAGAAUGAAACCGAUAAUUGUAUUACGAAUGAAGAAAUUGAACCCUUGGACUCAUUGCUGGAGGAGAACCAAAGACUUAAAGAAAAUCGUAUGUGCAAGAUAUGCCUUGACAAGAAAUCAGAUGUACUCUUUCUGCCUUGUGGUCAUAUGGUGUGCUGCCCUCAAUGUGCACCAGCUCUUGUUAAAUGUCCUGUCUGCAGAAAACAAAUCAACGGACAUGUUAAAACAUUCUUUGCUGUCUCGAGUGCCAAAAUGAAUUAGAUGCAAUAAGAUAUAUGUACAUAUGUACAUUACUUGUUUUGCUAAAACUACAUUGUCUUUCGAAUUAAAUUUGUCUUCAUGUUAAUAUAAAUUAUGCCAAUAAAGAAAAAAAAAAGAA
This is a messenger RNA of Ruditapes philippinarum (Manila clam), 1154 nucleotides long. RefSeq names its product baculoviral IAP repeat-containing protein 7-like. Gene Ontology annotation, biological process: regulation of cell cycle; negative regulation of apoptotic process. The transcript is spliced from 6 exons. The coding region runs from base 167 to 1036 and encodes 289 amino acids. Gene Ontology annotation, cellular component: spindle microtubule; nucleus; cytoplasm. Lineage: Eukaryota; Metazoa; Mollusca; Bivalvia; Venerida; Veneridae. The record is from RefSeq and is a predicted model, not a curated record. Gene Ontology annotation, molecular function: cysteine-type endopeptidase inhibitor activity involved in apoptotic process.